AGGGCGCGCGUGCCUCGCCGUCGCAUUUUCGUAUUGCCGCUUGAGGGCGCUGUUUCUACUUGCAAAACGAAAACAAACAUGGCGACUGGAAGUGGAGGAAACGAUGAAGGAAGUUGGUGGGGAGGAUGGAUUCAAGCUGCCAAGGAAAAGUCUGCUGUUGCACUGGAACAGAUGAAGAGAGAUCUUGGUGAGUUUGGCAGCACAAUACAAAGAGAUACAUCCUCUGCAGUUGCUACAUCAGCUGGAGUUAUUAGGGAGAGUUUGCAGACUGAGCCUGAUGAGUCUUCAACAAGUAGCCGUGUCAAGAAAGGCUUUUCUGAUUUGCUAGGUGGACUGUCUGAAAGUCUUGCCCCUAAAAACCCUAGCAAUGAGGAGACUCAAGCAGUAUCUUCUAAGACUUCUCAUCACAUCUUUGACAGGGCAAAGGCUCGUCUACACUCCAUGCAAAUUGAUGCAGGUACCUACUGCACUGAUCCUGAAGGCCCAGCUCAUGUCUAUGAAGACUGGUUACUGUCCUUUGAUACUGACAAGUACAAAGGAGACAUCUCAGAUUUACUGGUGUCUAACACAGAUGUCAGAGCAAUUUACACAAAGUUGGUUCCAGCUGUUGUAUCUAAUGCUGACUUUUGGGGACGGUACUUUUACAAAGUGCAUCAGUUAGAGCAGGAUGAAGCCAGGAGGACAGCUCUCAAAGAGCGCGCAGACAUGACAUCAUCUCAGACAUUUGAUAUAGAGGAGCUUCAAUGGGACGAGGAUGAAGAGGACUCAUCUGCCACAGUGGGCAGUCUAGAGUGCAGAAACACUUCCAUGAAACAGCAAGACUAUGAUGACCGAGUAGCAAGUCCAGCAGGUAGCAGGUGGGUAGAUGGGGGACUGGAAUGCCCAAAGCCUAACGUUGAUGAGAAAGAUGAACUAGUUAUGAUAACAGCAACAGAAAGUGCGACUGAACAACCUUGCCAACACCAGAGACUAACAAAAGAACCUGAGACACAACCAAUGGAACCUGAGACUGAACCAGUGGAACCUGAGAUUGAACCAGUGGAACCUGAGACUGAACCAAUGGAACCUGAGACUGAACCAGUGGAACCUGAGACUGAACCAGUGGAACCUGAGACUGAACCAGUGGAACCUGAGACUGAACCAGUGGAACCUGAAACUGAACCAGUGGAACCUGAGACUAAACCAGUGGAUCGGGAAGACAAGACUACAACAGUAAGAACAUCAUCUUCAUCUGAACAGGAGCGAGAUACAGGAAACCAUUGUCAUGAACGUACACAGAGGGUCUUGGAUACACAGGGAGAAUAUGAUACUGAGAAUAAUCAACAAGGAAGAGAAGGGAUUCAGAAUAUGGAGCCAUCAGAUAAACAUGAAGAGGACAAGGACCAUACGCAAUCAGAAGACAGUAAUGCAACCCAAGCUACACACAGUAGGAGUAUGAAUGCUGGAGUGUUGAUGGUACAUGUACCUACUGAGGAAACUCAGUUGGAUAAACAGAUUGAGAAGAAGACUUCACCAUCUGGCUCUGAUGCAAGUAACAAAGAUUCAAGUCUGAGUGAUGAUUGGGAGAGAGACUUUGAUGACAUUGAUGUAACUGAGGAAGAUCUUGCAGCAGCAGCCGCCAUCCAAACCAAAGCACAGCCCAAUGAUGAUAAUGAGGAUGAAGACUUGGAUGACUGGGAGAGCUGGGAAUAAAUAGUGGAAGACUACCAACAAUAACUAGCAGAUAACUCUCACAUGUACCUACAUGUAUACUUAUUCAUUUAACUCAGAGCUCUCAUAAAUACUGAAUUCCAUGAAGACUGGAAAAGAAUCACCUGUCUAAAUGUUGCAUUCCUUGUCCUCAAUAGUGCGCAGAAGAGCUAUUAACAAAGUAGACUUGAGAAAGCAUAAAGCAUUUGUCCUGUUCAUGCCCAUGUUAUAUCUUUGCAGUGACCAUGCAAGUUGAUAAGUUAAGAUGAAGUAUCACGACUUUUGGGCUGUGUUACUGUGAGCAUGGCCAUGCAUGGAUGAAGGUACAGUUCUUCCUAGUUGCCUUCAUUAUUUGAUGUGAUCCAGUGCUCAGGUUCAUUCAUAUAACAUGUACAGUGGAACGCCGCUAUAACGAACAUCAUGGGAUCCACAGAAAUUGUUUGAAUAGCGAUCGUUCGGUAUAGCAAUUUUGAGCUGCUGGUGCUCCAACACUCAUUUUUCAAUAAAUAGUGCCCUUCAGAACUUCACCCUGCACGCCUUGGUAUUUACUGAAAUCCGAUUUCAGUAAAUUGAAUAUUUUUGAAUUAUGUUUACACAGUUUUUGAGCUCCUGUACCUACAGCAAUGGGUGGCUUCCCCUUCUAUUCCUUGGGGAAAUAAUAGCCACUUGUCGCUCUUCUGUUGACAUUUUUUCAACAACAAUGUUCGGAACGUUUUAUACACAAAAAUCGGGAGCCAAGCAUGAUGUUCGGUAUAGUGACGUUCCACUGUAUAUGAACAUUAAAUUAGCACAAGUUCCAUUGUCUGUACCUUUCAGAAAUAAAUCAUGUAAACAGCCAUUUGUGCACAAAGCAUCACUUUGGUGCACAGGCAGUAAUUUAUUUUCCUGUUUUAAGUCAGUGGCAUUGCUCAAGGAAAAUGUCGGAUCGAGAAACCUAAAAUGGGAUGAAGAAAAAAAUUGUGUAACAAAAAAUGUAUAAAUAUGUUAAUUUUGACCUUAUAUGAUAUAGAUAAAUUCUGCACAUAUGUACAAAUUCUGUGCAUUGACAAUUUGCCUGAUGAGACCAAGAUGGUGUAGUAGCCGCAAGUUAGGCAUAAGGCAGAGUUACAGGGCCAUAGUUUGUAUCGUUUGGGAUUGAAAAGGAACACUUGUAUGAUCAAGUAUAUGCACAUCAAGCUAAGUACAUUCACAUCAAGCUGUGUGGGUUAGAAUCACAAAGCAUAAUAUUUACAACGUGAACAUAUUUGAAAGGGGAGUUUAGGUGACCUUCGUUUCGAAAAACUUUCUAUAAGGUUUAUGGGCCUUAAUUUUAAAAGUUUUUAAAGAACAUUUUAAACACUUCUUAGUUUCAUAUCGAUUCAAAAUAAUAUCAGUUUUCCUUGUGUGUUUUUUAUUCUUUAACCAUUAAAAUUGAAAUUUCCUGCAACAAUUUCAAGCAGCACAUUUUGUGAAUACAGGCAAUUAAGAUAAUUAACUGCUCUAUUGUUUUACACAAUGUGAAAAUUCAGCUUUUUAUGUUAAUGAUGACUGAUACAUUCUUUCUCUGUAUGUAUAGGCACCCAUUAUCUUUCUGUGUUUGAAAUAAGCCUAAAUGUUAAUUAUUUGCCAAUUUACAUAAUGAGUACGCUUUUGUGUUGCACAAAGCAUGCAUGUACUAGUAUGAUAAUCCAGUCUGUUAACCUAGCAGUGGCUAGAGACGGUUAAGUUAGUCUAAUUUUCAGUCUGUAGAGUUAUCCAGAGGGGAUAACAUUGGUUGAAGAGCCCUCUAUUGACAAUGAGAACAUACAAGUCCGUAAUCAAGAUUGUGGUGGAACCUUCAAAUUCAUUUGAGGUAUUAUCUCUAUCAUGGAGAUAUCAAUUUGGGAAUGAUGUUUGAUUUACUGUUUAAAAAGUGAACCACUAAUUGAAUCCUUAAAAUUGCUGUCACUUUACAGAUGUAGUAAAGAAUAUUUAUACAGUUAGUGAUCAUUGGUGUUUGGUUUAACUUAUAGUCUAUACAUGUAUUGAGUCUGGAACAAGUUCCUUUCUUUAUCCUUUCUUUAUCCUUUUAAGAUCUAUCCUUUUAAAAUUAGGCCAUGUGUUUACUGACUUAUUUGAGUUAUAACACCUAUAGAUGAUCAAAGUGUAAAUCAUCAGUUGUUCAUUUUCAUCAUGAAUAAAUUAUAUUAAACGGUUAUGAAACACAUUUUGAUAAAUGUUCACAAGCCUAUGUGAGGGGAAUAGCAAA
This is a messenger RNA of Patiria miniata (bat star), 3916 nucleotides long. RefSeq names its product BSD domain-containing protein 1-like. Gene Ontology annotation, cellular component: cytoplasm. The record is from RefSeq and is a predicted model, not a curated record. The coding region runs from base 79 to 1692 and encodes 537 amino acids. NCBI's taxonomy places the organism in Eukaryota, Metazoa, Echinodermata, Asteroidea, Valvatida, Asterinidae. The transcript is spliced from 8 exons.